Molecule: messenger RNA, 1501 nt
Organism: Lactuca virosa
Lineage: Eukaryota; Viridiplantae; Streptophyta; Magnoliopsida; Asterales; Asteraceae
Source: the annotation of a GenBank genome assembly
ACUCAUCGAUAUUUUGAAAUUAUUUCAAGCUUUUUAAUGAAAUAUCCUUAUCACAUCGACUUAUCUUUCGGGUCGGGUUGUUGCAACAACCGGAACAUACAAUACCAAAUUACAUGGUCCAAUUCCAAAAUCCCAAUAACACCAAGCAAAUUGGGUGCAAUUCCAUUCGGUUUUACAAUUCUGGAUAAUUAUCGUAUCAGGAUUCGACCUCUUCUAUCGCUUGAUAACAUCUGCAAAGGGAAAGAUCAAAGUUUGUUCUCCAUGGAAGGAUUAGGGGCUGAUUCCACCUCCCCAAUGGCACCAGUAGCAAAAUGGAAAAGUGAAUUCUCAAGAGUGUUCCAGUUUUAUCUUGACAAAUCGACACCUCUUCCUGUUCAUAGGUGGCUAGGGACACUCGGUGUUGCAUCCAUUUACGUGUUGAGAGUCUAUUACCUCGAAGGGUUUUACAUCAUCUCUUAUGGACUUGGAAUUUACAUCUUAAACCUGUUAAUCGGAUUCCUAUCACCAAAAGUUGAUCCAGAACUUGAAGUUUUAGAUGGAGCCUCACUUCCCACAAAAGAAUCCGAUGAAUUUAGGCCUUUCAUUCGUCGUCUUCCAGAGUUCAAGUUUUGGUAUGCAAUCACAAAGGCUUUCAUGGUAGCUUUCUUGAUGACAUUCUUUUCUCUAUUUGAUGUUCCUGUUUUCUGGCCAAUUCUGCUUUGCUAUUGGAUCGUUUUAUUCGCACUCACAAUGAAACGCCAAAUCAUGCACAUGAUUAAAUACAAAUAUGUCCCAUUUACCACUGGGAAACAGAAAUACGGUGGAAGGAAGUCACCUGGAGGUAGUGCUGGUGGUUCACCCAUUCACCGAGCUCUCACUAUCAUCACUCCUAUUCUUGUUCGUUUGUCUGCUUCUGCAAAACCCUUGAAUUAUAACGGGGAAAUAAAGAAUAAUGGUAGCCAGAGCCGUAAAGUUAUCAGUUUAUUGUCCCGAAAAGCACUUGGAUCUAUCACACAUUCUCAGUCUGUAUCAAUAUCAAUACCCACACCCGCACCAGCACCCAUAUCAAUAUCAGUAUCAGUGCCAACACCUACACCAACAAGGAAGGUGAUGCCCAUACUUGAACAUGAAACAUCACUUGUGAAUUCUCACAUCCUUGCUGCUAAAACAAGCAUACAGGAUCUAGCAACUUUCUUCCACGCCAAAAAGCAAAGUAUCAUAAUGUGAAACCAUAUGAAAUACUCAUGAUCAACCCAUUGGUUUGUGUUGUAUAGUUGUAAAACGAAUCAAGUAGAUAAAUACUUAUUCAUGGAAAAACGGUAGAUAACAAGAAAGAGGGGUUCUUAGGACCCUUAAAGAAGAUAUAUAUUUACAUAACUUGUGACAAGUGUUAUGACCAAAACAAUAGGAAUGAUGUAAGUCCUAGUGAUGGUAUAUUUAAAGCUCAUGAUUGUUGCUUCAAGAUGAAGUAAUUUUAUUGAACAAUAAUGAAUCUUUUUAACUUUGUGUCUAUAUAUUAAGG